Messenger RNA from Anopheles bellator, 3464 nucleotides. RefSeq lists its product as uncharacterized. The transcript is spliced from 5 exons. The record is from RefSeq and is a predicted model, not a curated record. Lineage: Eukaryota; Metazoa; Arthropoda; Insecta; Diptera; Culicidae. Gene Ontology annotation, molecular function: serine-type endopeptidase inhibitor activity. The coding region runs from base 462 to 3452 and encodes 996 amino acids.
ACCAGAUCUCCGGAAGGUCGGUUCCAGUUGGCGGCGCGUACAUUCGCGGUCUCCCUAUGCGCGUGCCUGUGCGAGUGGUUUAGUAAGCGAAGUGUGCGAACAGGCGACUGUUGUGUAAGCGCCGGUGAGCAUACGCGAUUAGAGCUUUGGACCACGGAUUGGAUUGGUUCUCGACCAUCUCUCCGCGGGACUCGUCCGAACUCGAGAGUGGAGAGUUAGUGUUUUACGUGUUGAAAUCGGUGCGGGAAUCCUUGUGUGAAGGGAACAGUAGGUGCUGUGAUCCGAGGUGCUUGUGUUAGUAUGGUGUAGUUGUGUGCGGUGCAUUCGAAGCCAGAAACACUAUCCUGCUCAGAUCCGUGCAGUACACGAACAAUAGUUCACUGACCUUCGGCAGCGGACCAGAGGACAUCGGAGCUUGGUUUGCAGACAGCGUUCGCGUCGGACUCAGAGUCAGGCUCAAAAUGCGCUUCGCACGCUCCACCCACUGGAUGCUGCUGGUAGUGGCGGCCACACUGCUGACGAUCGCCAGUGGCCAACUCUCCAGUGUCGUAAGGCAGCCACCGCAGCAGUACAGCAGCCCGCAACAGCAACAGCUAGCGGCCCGCCAGCAAAAGUACUCGGGCAACAUUAACCUCGUGUCGGACAGCGUCACCAACCUGGCCCAGCGUAUCGCUCGUGCCAUUUCGAACCAAAAGAGCAAAACGGAGAUCUUCUCCCCGGUCAGCAUUGCCGGCGCCCUGUCGCUGCUGCUCCUCGGUUCGGGCGGUCAAACGCAGAAGGAGCUUCUGAAAGUGAUGGGCCUGGACUCCGGGGCACUGUCCUUCCAGGACAUCCAUCUGGGCUUUGGGCGCCUCUUCCAGGAUCUGGUGUCGAACGAGCCGAGCCUGGAGCCGCUCGUGACCUGGCGUCAGAACGACAAGUGCAACCGGUUCGAUGAGGAGGAAGAGGAAGACGACUACCCUCUGCCACCGGCGGCCAACAGUGCGAACGUAUCGAGCCACGAUCAGCACAAAAUAUCGCUCGCCAACGGGAUCUUCUUGCAGGACCAGUACAACCUCAGCCAGUGGUACCGGACGGCAUCAAUGGACCUGUACCAAUCGGAAGUGCGAUCGCUGGACUUUGACGAUGACCCAGUAGGCUCUACGAACCAGGUCAAUCAGUGGGUGAACGAGAAAACGCACGGCAAGAUACCGAACAUCCUGCCGACGACGCUGCCAUCCACCACGACACUGGUGCUCGCCAGUGCCAUGUACUUCCGGGCCAUCUGGCACAAAACGUUCAUCGAGGGUGCAACGAAACAGCGCGAGUUCUUUCCCGACGGCUACGACGAACCGCCGAUAAUGGUGGACAUGAUGGGGCACGGAGGCUGCUUCCCGUCCUACGAAUCACCCGAACUGGACGCCCGCAUCCUGGGAAUUCCGUACAAGCGGCGGCUCAGCACGAUGUACGUGAUAAUGCCCAACAAUUCGACUCGCGCGAAGCUGCUCGACCUGAUGGCCAAGCUAAACAGUGACAACAUCAGUCAGAUGAUCAACAGUAUGACGAUCAAGACGACGAUUGUGCUCUUCCCGAAGAUGCACAUCGGCAAUACGCUCAACCUGAAGCGAGUCCUGGCGAUGCUCGGCGUACGGUCACUGUUCACCCCCGAUCGCAGCAACCUGACCGCCAUGGUGUCGGAACCGCCGGCCGGCUCCGAGCUGUUCUUGAAUCGGUUCCAGGACGUGACGUCGAUGCCUGGGUGGGAAGGACGACCGACUGUUAAUAUUCCACCGUAUGUCCCCAACUUGAGCCAAAAGCAAAACCAGGAUCUGACGCAGGGACUCACCUUUUCGCGUGUGCAACCGAAUGAACCGGAUACUGCAAUGGCCAGCGAUGAUGUUACCGCUACCCAGCCCGUAACGACGGCACUUCCAGAGUCUCGGGAACCGGGGCGUCCGAAGCGUGAUGUUAGCUAUAAGGUACCAAGUAGCAAGCGGGGUCAGUCCGGGCCGCUUCGGAGCAAAGAUUUCAUCCUGAACAAGCGCAUCAUCAAGGAGAAAGGACCGAUCGGAAAGAAGGGCCUACGAAGACGCAUGAAACGAGCAACGACCGAAACCGGAAAGGCACUGUAUGUGAGUAGCGCGACCCAUCAGAUUGACCUGGACAUCAAUGAAAUGGGCACGGAAGGCGGUGCGGCCACGAUCAUCACUCUGAACCGAUCCGGUUCCAGUGUCGUGUUCCGUGCGAAUGCACCGUUCUUGUUGCUGAUUCGUAACGACCGAACGGGGCUACCCCUCUUCUAUGGAGCGGUGUUCGAUCCAACGGAGUGUCGCACGGAAGUCGAAAUUCACCUGGCCAAUGGAAUCUUCGCCCAGGACGGAACCGCCUUCGAUGAUCGGUACAAUGCGCUGGCCAAGAAGCUGUACAAAAGCGAACUCCAGUAUCUGGACUUUGUGGGAAGUGAAUCGAAAUCGGUGCGCGCCAUUAACGGCUGGGUGUACAAUCAGACGCGUGGCCGUAUCGGCGAUAUCCUAUCGCACAUCAGCCCCGAAACGAUCUUGCUGAUUGUCAACACACUCUACUUCCGUGGACUCUGGGAGGAACCGUUCUUAAACCUGGCGACCCGUCCCCGGCGCUUCUUUCCCAAUGGUCCCGAAGGACCCGGUUCGUUCGACGUGCCGACGAUGGCCAAAAGUGGUUGCAUGCCGUACUACUUCUGGAAGGAAGAAAACGUACGUGUGCUGGGCAUACCGUACCAGCAGAAUGUCACCAUGUACAUCUUUCUGCCGAACAAUUCGACACGCGCUCUGGUAACGGCACUGCAUGAAAAAAUUUCCGCCCAAACGAUCAACGAGAUCGUGACAAAGAUGACCAUGAAAUCGGUGUCGCUACUGCUGCCCCAGAUGCACGUCAGCAAUGCGUUCAGCCUGAAGAGCGCCUUCCAGCAGAUGGGUUUGUACGCGCUGUUCGAUCGUGAAACGGCCGAUCUGUACCACCUGCUGACCAGCAAGAGGCGCGGGGACGGUGGCGAAGAGCUGGAGGACAUUUUCGAAGCUCUGGAAGAUACCAAGGAGAACGCGAUCCAAUAUCUAAUGAAGCAAAAUCCGAACUGCGUGGUGCUGGAAAAGCAGGGUGUCGAUCGGGUCACCUGUUUGAAGGAUCUGUGCCGGCUCGGUGGUGACGUUUGCGUUUGCUGUGCCGAUUCGGAUGACGAUUUCCGGCGACGGCGACGGGAUACAGCGACGGACUACGGCGACCAAGCGAACGGUACGAUCUACGUCACCGAGAUGCUGCACAAGGUCGAUCUGGUCGUAAACGAACGGGGAACCGAGGGUGGUGCAGCUACGGCGACCCUGAUUGAUCGCAUUUCGUCUCAAAUCACCUUCCUGGUGAACGGGCCGUUCCUGAUGAUCAUCCGGGAGGAAACUACCCGUUUGCCACUGUUUUACGGGUCGAUCUUUAGUCCGAAAUAAAAGCGGUUGGGU